Strongylocentrotus purpuratus (purple sea urchin) is the source of this 6917-nucleotide messenger RNA. RefSeq names its product FERM domain-containing protein 5. The coding region runs from base 125 to 1861 and encodes 578 amino acids. Gene Ontology annotation, cellular component: cytoskeleton. The transcript is spliced from 12 exons. Lineage: Eukaryota; Metazoa; Echinodermata; Echinoidea; Camarodonta; Strongylocentrotidae. The record is from RefSeq and is a predicted model, not a curated record.
CUAUUGCAACCACCUGCGGUCUGUGCGAAGAGGCGGUCAUUCUUCAUCGAAAUAAACCACCUUUUGUACUUGCAACGUUUGGAAAAUACCAUAAUUCACGUUUUUAUCUGAAAGAAUACAAAUUAUGUCGUCAUACUCAUUCGGUACGGAGCACCGGUUUCAUUGUAUUAUCAAACUUUUGGAUGAACAAGUGGACUCGAUCAAUGUGGAAUUUCAAAGGGAUAGCAAAGGACAGUUCUUACUUGACCAGGCAUGUGAUGCCCUGAGACUUGCUGAAAGGGAGUAUUUUGGACUGCGCUAUGUCGACCAACACAAACAGAGGCAUUGGCUAGACUGCAAGAAGAAUGCACUCAAGCAACUGAAAGGGACAGGCCCACCCUACAGAGUGGUCUUCAGGGUGAAGUUCUACCCAGUAGACCCUUAUUCAUUAAAGGAGGAAAUCACUCGCUUUCAGUUAUUCCAGCAGCUCAAACGAGACCUUCUUCAUGGCCGCAUUGUGUGUUCCUUUCAAGAAGAGGCUCUCUUGGGUGCUUGCAUUGUGCAGUCUAACCUGGAAGAUUACAACCCUGAAGAACACCUGCCAGGCUACGUCUCCUACUUCACCAUGUUUCCUAAACAAUCAGAGAAACUACAGAUCAGGAUAGAAGAGCUACAUCAGUCAGACCUCGGUGGUAUGACGCCACCACAAGCUGAAUUCAAGUUCAUAGAGACAGCUCACAAGCUUGAUACGUAUGGAGUAGACCCUCAUUUAGUUCGGGACAUGUAUGGAACCCAGUUAUACCUUGGCCUGACGUUACGUGGAGUACUUCUGUUCCGUGGUAGCAUGCUAGCUGAGACCUUCAAAUGGGAUACAAUCAGGAAGUUCUCCCAAGAUGGCCGAGCUCUCAUCAUACAUGCCGUCUUCAAUGAGAAGAAAGUCAACCACCGGUAUUUCUUGAGUACUGAUGCUGCAGCUGAACAUUUAUGGAAAUGUGCCAUUGAGAACCAAGGAUUCUACCAGAGCAGAGUGACUAAGGGAUUGAAGAGGACGAACAGUUUUCUGAGGAGAAACAGAUUCAGCUUUAGUGGUACAACCCAGAAAGAAGCGUUGGAACACAGCACUCACUUAGAGAGGAAGGAGCCUACAGUGGCAAGGAGUCCCCCACUGAUAAGACCCAGACGAUCAUUGCAGAUAAACAGCCUCAGACCAAUCAGUGAUGCAAGUACAUUUGAAGGUUUCUCUACACAUCUGGCAAACCAGAACCAUUCAACACCCCAGAGGGACUCUGACAACUAUCUCCCGAUGUUCACUCUGGCAACAUCCGAUGGUGAGGAUGAGACGAGCAGUACGGACACCCAGCCCCCGGCAGUCGCCGCCCCAAUCUCCCUGACAACGGUUGAUGGCCAUGCCCGCGACCCACUCCCUGAUGUGGUAGAGGAAGAGGAGGUGAUGGCUGAGGAGAGGAACGGAGGAGUCUGCGAGAGUAAAGCGCCCUCUACAUCUCCUGCGGCGUUCCAGAUGGAAAGCAACCACCACAUGGAGAGCAUCCUCGCUGAGGCAACGGAAGCUUUGGCUAAGUCAUCCGCCAACCCCAAGGACAGCGACGCCCCCCUGGCCAACACAUACUCCCUCAUCCUCCUCAUCCUCCUUACUCUCAUUACCAGCAUUCUGAUUGUCUUUGUUCUCUUUGAAACGGACCUUCCGAUUGUCCAACCUCUCCAAGACCUGUGGCUCGUAGAGGAGGUCAGGUAUGUGUUGUACGAGCCAUCGAAAGCGUGGACUGCGAAUAGAUGGCAUGACUUCACCGACACCUUCAUAGCACCGGCUAGUCAAUAUGUGACGAGGCAGGUUGACACCAUUAUGACACGCUUCAAAAACUAAUCUCACACCAUUUGGUGUCAAGUUUGAGUUGACAUAUGAAACACUUGACUUAAGGCUUUGCCUGAGCUAGCAACCUCAAAGCACUUUUUAAUCAGAGUUUGAUCAUAAAUGCUAUUUUAUUAGAGCAAUGUUUCUAAAAACUUAUGUCAAAACUAAAUAGGCAGGUCGACACCAGCAUAUCAUGCUCCCAAAUUAAUCCUCGUUAUUUAAGGAGCAUGGGUCAACCUUGGGUUACUUGAGUUAUUGUGUUGCCUGACUUAGCACCUACGAAACACCUACUCAAGGCUAUGUUAAAAAGACGCUUGAUUCCCUCAAUGUUGAAUGCUCCACUAGCAAUGCAAGGAGGCAGUGAAAGAGUGAACACAUUGCGCAACUUGAGAGUCAGGAACAAGAGGACAUGCUUCAGGAAAAUAACCAAGUCGGAAGGAAACACGCAGAGAAUAAUCAUGUUUACAGCAGGUAACAAGAGUUUGGAAAGUGAAAGACAUGCUUUUGUUUAGAAGUCUGUUACGUUGUCAUUGUGUUAGUAACUUUCCAUACUUUGCUGAUUGGUUCUCAGGUUACAUGCUCGUAGUUUGAUUUUAUGCUACGUACCUUCCAAGGUGUUUAUGUUUCAAUCAUAUAACAUUCCAUCAUGGUUUACUUAUGUUGCUUAUAGAAUGAUGGGAAUGUUACAUACCCAAUUUUCACUUGGUUGUAUUCCAGUUUAACAAUAAACUCACAAGAUUACAUGUAAUUAUUUACGUCUAUGACAUGAUUACUUAAUACUAAAAUACUAAUUAAGGCUUUGGUAAAGGGGAUGUUUUCAUGAAGUGCUUGUAAACAUGUGAGAAGCACUAUGGCAUGAUGUAAUGAAUAUCGCUCAAUGGAGAAGUUGUGAAAACAGAUUUCUAUCCAAUUAUUAUUAUCUCAGCUCACCAUUUCAUGAAUGGUACAUGGUCAUGUUCACGCCGGGAGAAGGGUAAGUUGUCUACAUGAAACAGCCCAUCAGUGGCAAUGACGCAAUGUGUUAUUGGUACAAUGUCAGUGGGGAAGUUACUGACGGAAUGAUAGAAAAGGGGGUGUCGCCUUGAUGCGCAAAGCAUCGUGUGAGGGGUAAAUGCGCAUGGCGUGAUUGAUUUCGCAUGCGUUAUAUCAAUGCGCAUGUCUUGAAAGUAACAUGAAUGUAAUUGUGGUGUUAUAUUUAUGGAGAAGUGAGUAAUCAAAACUUAUAAAGGGGGCGUUCUAUCAUUAUCAAUGCACAAAAACAUUGUGCGAGUUUGGAAAUCAUAUCCUGUUCAUUGCGAAAUGACCAAAUAAGGCAAAGAGAGCAUUAAUUGAGCUAUAAAUGAUUACGGUAUAAUCAUAGCUAUGACAUAGUUAUGAUUUGAAGUAAAGUCUGGGGCAUACUCGUGCAUAAAGCAUCACGUGAGUUGUGAAUAUGCAAGGUAUAAAAAUUCAUUACGUUAAUGACAAAGGUCACAAAGUGGCGCUAAGAUGGGGGCGUAAUUUGUGCUUGGUAUUGCACAGCAUGAUUCAAGUCGUGCAGAAGUAGUCACGCAUUGAACGCCUGCCCAAAGCAAAAGGCGGUUGUCGAUAGUGAAAAAGGGAAACAAAAUUGUUUGAUAGAGUAAUGCAUAUGCCUGAUCAAGACAAAAGAAUGGGCAGGCAGUUUAGAAUGGGGGUGGAGCAAAAAGGGUAUGUUCGUGGAUAUAUUCCUGGCUAUUUUCAGAGGCGGAUUUUGACAGUAAAAGAUGCUAAUUGCAACCAAGUUCGGGGGGGGGGCACUUUUUGUGUGGUAGAGUAAUUGCAUAUGCUUGCUCAAAUUUUUAAAGAAUGGGCAGGCAGUUUAGAAUGGGGAUGGAGCAAAAAUGGUGCGUCGUUCUUGAAUAUAUACUUGGGUAUUUCCCACAGCGGAUGUUGACAUCGAAAGUGAAUAAUUGGAGCCAAGAUAGGGGCGCGUGUCCUUUGGUAGAGAAUAUCAUGGUGUGAGUAGUGAGUAAAGUGUCUACACUAUUAAUAAAUCGAAAAUUGACAUUCAGUUUAGAAGUGGGAGUGUUGCUGACCGAAAUAAACCGGGGAAUUCUCGAAGACGGUUGUUGACCGUGAAAGUCACCAAUUGCAGUGAAGCUGUUUGUCUGGCAGAGCACACGGCAUCUUUUGAGCUGUGUGUGUAUACCGUAAUCAACCAUACAUAUCUGCCAUGAUUAAAAGAUGGGCGGUCAGUUUAGAAUGGGGGCGAAGCAUAGCAGGUUUAUCAUUCUUCUCUAUGAAGCGUCUCGGGGAAUUUCCAAAGACGGAUGUCGCAAGAGUAGAAAGGGACAGAUCUCAUUUGGUCUCGGUUUCUGGGUCAGGUCUUGCGAAAUGUGAAAACUAAAAGAGAAGAUAAAUUGGAUGUUACAUCAUACCAUUCCACCUCAAUUAUUCUGAAUUGUUUAAAAAAAGACUUCUACACUUGCCAAGAUACAUCAAGAUUUAUAUAUAGCACUGUCGUUAUAUUGAUUUCAAAUGAAAUCCUGUAAACAUCUGGACCAAAUUUACCCCUGCUGCUCUACGUACAGUGUAUGAGACUUUUGUCUUUUUUAAUUCUAUAUUUCUUGGUAUUCCAUAUUAAACUAUCGUGAUACAAAUGUAUUUACUUUCUCUGAAAUUGAAAGAGUCUUCACAUAUUAUGUUUGAUGUGAAAGAAGCAUUGAUGUGCUCGUCAUCAUUUCUGUUAUGAUCGCCUAGUCAGGCAUGUAAGAAAUAUUUGCUGUAUAAAAAUUGAUUUAUUUAUUUGUUCUGGCAAUUAUGCUAUCGUUUAUUAUUACAUAAUAUUAUAUGUAUGAAGGUAUGUGUAGUAUAGGACAUUUUAUAAGAUAUGUUUUCAUUUUCUGUGUAAGUUUUACAUAAUGUACGAUUGUUCUAACCAUCUGCAGAUACCCUACAAAAAGUGACAAAUUAAGGACUAAGAGAAGAACAAGAUUAAGGGAAAGGAAACUACAGUUGUAUCUUCAUCUAAAAUAUGAAAUAAAUGAGUAAUGUGGUUUUAUUAUGGAACAUUGAAGGUCUUCUAAAUCAUGACCAAAUGUAAACUUUUUUCCGUAGAAUCUUAAUAGGGAUAGAAAUGCACUUGCCCCAUUUCUACCUAAGGAUGUAAUCAAAAGAAGUAGCAAAAUAAAAUGAGAAAAGGUUUGAGUGUAUAUCAUCUACAUGUUAUAAUCAAUUUAGCAAGUAUGCUUGUGCUGUCCAAUUUUUUAAAACCUCACACCAUCUUUUCCUGUUACUGUGAUGCAUGAAGAUUAAAGGUAAUGAUGAGAAAAGCUAUGAUAUUCAACAACGAUGGCCUUGGUAUUACUUAAACAUCAACAGUGUUAGUAAAAAUAGACUUUUGACCGAUCUAAAAAUAUCCCAAGAAUAUCCGGGUAUUAAAACUCACACAUGAUGUUGUAUUGUGUGAGAACAGUUAUGUUUUGCUCAUGUAAAAAAAGAUAAUGCACAAACAAAUCAUGAACCUACAUGUACAAAUGAAAUGCACACACAAGCUAUUUUGAUAUGAAUUAAUGGAGUGAAAAGAAGAAAAAAGGGAAGUAGAAAUGGAACAUACAGUGACGGCAUUAAGGCUACUGCCUGAAAGAAAAAGCCUUCUGCUUCAAAUUGUUACAGAAAGAUAACCAGCAACAAAAGUGGACAAUCUUGACUUAAUUCAGUCAACCAAUCUCUGCCAGAAAGUCAUGCAUAAAACAAUAUCUUUCAGGGAUAGCUGUAUGGAAAUAAUGUACAUAAUAUUUGAUGCAAUUAACAUUUUUCUAUUUUGUCUGGACAUGCUAGAAAUGUUUCAAGUUCAGAAUCAUUUGUUUUAGUAUCUCCAAGUAUCAUUCAUUCAUUAAUUGUUGCACUCAGAAAGUCUUAUUCAUUAUUAUAUGAUUUGAUUUUGUACAACACACAUUUUGUAGAGACUCUAGUCUGAGUUAUCUUGAGCUUAUUAUUAACAGGUGAAUGAUUGUCAAAGAGAUAGUGUUUUGCUUCUACUUGAAAAGGGAGCAAUUAUGUAAAGUGGAAUUGCUAGAGGUUCUUUCAAACGCCAAAUAGUAAAGAACAAAAUAGUGAUAAUAAUAAUUGAUUUAUCUUUUUAGAGAGAUAUAGCAGUGAUGUAGAGUGCCUUUAAUUUGAUUGAAAUCAAAUUACAAGUGCAUCAAAAAGAGUCAACCUUCAAAAAUUCAAUGGGGACAAAGUGAUUAGGUACGCUACUAUACUAAGCGAAUUUCCUGAAAAUAGCAUUCUUUGUCUAAAAUGAGAAGUGUUUUAUUAUUGAAAAGACAUUGUGUUUGAUAUUUGUAUUUCUGUGUGUUACAUUGCUGUGUUACAGUGCUCAGAUGUUCUCUUUGUUUUAUUUCUACACACACACACACACAAAUUGAUUUCUAAUGGUUUUCUACGGCCUUUGAGUUUUAUUUGUAAAAGAAAUCUGAAAACAAUAUUUAUGAAAAACAAGUUAAUGAGGUUGGGUAUUUUCGUCAGAAGGGCAAAAAGCAAAGUUUGCAUCAUUAGUUUAAGAGCAGUGGAUUAUUUUCAUGGUUAUGUCAAAUCUUGUCAAGAUUAACAUGAUUUAUCUUGUAUCUUGCAUCAUGUUUGCCAAAUGUCAUCACAAUCAUGCUUCUAACGGACAUGAUUUUAAUUCACAUUUAGCAUGAGGUUGAUGCUACGAGCCACUGGAUAUGUAAAAUAUGUGGGGAUUUUUUAUAUCUUGUUAUUGAUGCUUGUUAUUGAUGGAUGUUUAUUUUUAGUUUGUUUUGCAAUGUGUAUUUUUAGUCUGUUUUGCUUGUGUGUGAGUUUGUCUUUAUAGCAGCUGGCUGCAGUGAUGUCAUUUCCUCUGUAGCUGUAUGUACAUAUACAAAAUCGCCUGUUCAGACCCAGAAGAUUGUUAACUCUUUAUGGAUUUAUAUGAGAUAUGAUCUUCUGGCUCCAAACGAUAGAUAUGGAAGUUAUUUUUUACCAAGCACUUUCAUUCUUACAUUGUAUAUGACCAAGUUUUCCUCACAUUAUUGCCAAAUAAAUCAUUUUUUAUUUAAAAGAAUGUCUCCUUUUGAGCAUUCUA